AAGCAGUGCCGCGAGCGGUGGCGCAACCACCUGCGGCCAGAGCUCAACAAGGGCGAUUGGACGGUCGAGGAGGACGAGUUCAGCACCAAGUGGGCGCAGAUCUCGGAGCUGUACAUGCCGCUCCGGACCGACAACGACAUCAAGAACCGGUGGAACUCGAUCGUCCGCAAGAGC
Molecule: messenger RNA, 174 nt
Organism: Emiliania huxleyi CCMP1516
Lineage: Eukaryota; Haptophyta; Isochrysidales; Noelaerhabdaceae
Exons: 2
Biological process (GO): regulation of DNA-templated transcription
Cellular component (GO): nucleus
Molecular function (GO): RNA polymerase II cis-regulatory region sequence-specific DNA binding; DNA-binding transcription factor activity, RNA polymerase II-specific
Source: RefSeq, a predicted model, not a curated record